Colletotrichum lupini is the source of this 189-nucleotide messenger RNA. RefSeq lists its product as uncharacterized. The transcript has a single exon. Bases 1 to 189 code for a protein of 62 amino acids. Lineage: Eukaryota; Fungi; Ascomycota; Sordariomycetes; Glomerellales; Glomerellaceae. The record is from RefSeq and is a predicted model, not a curated record.
AUGUACGGAGUAAGGAAUUUUGGUCACUGGUUUGUUGGUGGUUGUGGUCGCGCUGCUAGGUACUCGUUGUGGUGGGUGGUGGGUAGUGCGCGAUGUGAAGGUCCUAUUCUGUUUUCCCUUCCCUUUCUUCCUUUUCGAGGGUGGGUCAGAUAUUCGGAAAGUGAAGGCAAAGGCGCAGGCGCAGGUUGA